CCCGCCGGGUGUGUGUGCGGCACAUAGAUUGUGUAUCUGUAAUUUACUGUAAUUUUAAUAGUAAACAAUGUGUUUUAUAAAUUAUUUAAUUGUUCAAUAGCUAAAUAAUAUUAAACUCUACUCCAAUGUCAUAAUUUAGGAGUUUUUAUACACUUUUUAUAUUGAUGUGAGGUUCUCGUGCUUUGUCUUCGUGUGUGACAAUAUACUCAAAAUGGCGCAUCAACUAGCACCGUCUGUAAAUUGUUCACUAGACGACAUUGACCUCGGUGCAUUAAAGGAUCCAGCUGGUAUAUUUGAGCUUAUUGAAGUUGUGGGAAAUGGCACCUAUGGCCAAGUGUACAAGGGCCGCCACACAAAGACAGGUCAACUUGCUGCCAUCAAGGUAAUGGAUGUCACACAAGAUGAAGAAGAAGAGAUAAAGCUUGAGAUCAAUGUAUUAAAAAAAUACUCUAACCACCGUAACAUUGCCACAUAUUAUGGAGCAUUUAUUAAGAAAACACCUUCAGGAAAAGAUGACCAGCUGUGGUUGGUUAUGGAAUAUUGUGGUGCUGGUUCUGUGACUGAUUUAGUUAAAUCGACUAAGGGGCAAUCACUUAAAGAAGAAUGGAUCUCAUACAUCUGCAGGGAAAUUUUGAGAGGUUUGAGCUAUUUGCACUCAAACAAAGUGAUCCACAGAGAUAUUAAAGGACAGAAUGUCUUACUCACUGAUAAUGCUGAAGUGAAACUCGUGGACUUCGGUGUGUCAGCACAACUAGACAGAACUAUCGGUAGGAGGAACACAUUCAUUGGAACUCCGUAUUGGAUGGCGCCAGAAGUUAUUGCAUGCGAUGAGAACCCUGACGCAACGUAUGACAAUCGCUCUGACCUCUGGUCUCUUGGUAUCACUGCACUCGAGAUGGCUGAAAGUCAACCACCUCUCUGUGACCUUCAUCCUAUGCGAGCACUUUUCCUUAUUCCGAGGAAUCCACCACCGCGAUUAAAAUCUAAGAAGUGGGCUAAGAAGUUCCACAGUUUCAUUGAAACUGUUCUGGUAAAAGAUUAUCAUCAACGACCCUACACUGAACAACUUCUGAAGCAUUCCUUCAUAAGGGAUCAACCAACAGAGAGGCAGGUGAGAAUACAGCUCAAGGAUCAUAUAGAUAGGUGUAAAAAGAGAAAGCAGGACAGCUCAGUGAGGGAAGAGUACAAAUAUUCCGGAUCAGAGGGUGAGGAAGAGGACAAUGCGGUGGCAGGAGAGCCAUCAUCCAUUGUUCAUAAUGCUGCAGCUCACCAGACCAGUGAUACUUUACGACGAAACUUCCAACAGAUUCAAGAAGGAAGUUCGGGACCCGAUGCUCAGCCACAGCCACCCCCUAAACGUAAUAGUAAGCGUGAAGAACGCGAGGAAAUUCCAGAGCCUGGGCCGCCAGCAAGGCCAUCCAUUCCACAAAGACUGAUUGUUGUGCCGGACCCACAGGCACAGCAGCUUAAUAAAUAUAGGCCUCUGCCUCCCACUCCCAAGUCUUCAGGCUCAUCUAACAGCUCGGGCUCCAACAACGGCACGCCGCCCGCCAGCGGCCCUCAGCCCCCGCAGCGCGGCUCACAUCACAUGUUCAAACCUAUGCGUCCACUGAGGAGACCAGAGGACUUGGACAAGCUAGCGGCGGAACUGAACGAGCUCGGCGUGGUGUCCGGCAACGAACCGCCGAACCGACCGCCUCGAGCGCCUACCAAUGGACAGGGGCCACCAAUAGAGAGGAAUGCUGCGGAGCCUCCAUUCGAUGACUCGGACAGUGAUUCCGAUGCCGAAGAGAGCGGAGGUCGAGUGCGCAAUGACGGCACCCUGCUGGCCAGCGAUCCACCAAAGCCACUGCCGGGUCUGGCGGCGGUGUCGGAGGAUGGCGCGGCGUCGGGCGGUGCGCCCACGCGCCCUCUGCCGCCCACGCCCGACGACGACGACGCCCACCCUGACCGCACGCUCGUCAUGAAGCGGAAGGAGAUUGCUGAAACCGAUAAAAGGCAAUCCGACGUCGACGAAGCGGUUCUACUAAAGGACUGGGACUUUGCUAGAUUUUUCCCUUCCAAAGCCUCAGACAAGGAUGAGAAAAAGGAUCCGACUAAGGAAAGUGAGCAGAAGCGUGCCCAACUGCAACGCCAAUCCAGAAUCGAAUCCGAGGACGCCUGGGUGAAGUACAAAGCUAUAGCGACUCCGCCGUCACGGCACAAGCAAAUGUUCCAUAAGCCCAUAGAGAAAACGCCCCAAGAGAAACUCGUGGACAUGCUUAAGUAUAAAAAGGAACAAGAGUCGGAGCUGAACUCUACGAACAGAUUCUUCAGAGGGUUUAGAAGGGAGAACUCCGAUCUAUUUCCUCUACCGAGCACUCGCCACUCCGCUAUAUACUUUCCAAAGCACGAAAGCCCAGCAGGAGUGAACAAGCAGCGCUCCAGCGGAAUAUUCAAUCACUCGCGAAAGCAAAUCACGAAACCGGCUUCCUCGGGCGAGCCGAUACUGACAGACUUCAUAAAAAUGAACGAUAGUUUAAGGAAAUCUUCCCAAGUGGAGUCCAAAAAGAUAACAAAUCGAAAAACAUCCGCUAAUAAUCCAAUUGAGGCGUUGAAAAAUGUAGCCGUCCUUAUCAGACAGGACAGCGAGAAUAACGGAACUAGCCGCCAGAGCAGCGUGAACAGCGACUCACCGGCGACUAGUAUCUGCUUCAGUAGCAGCACGUCCUUCGAGAAAGGCACGCUUGAUCUCACAGCCGACACAUUUGAAAACAAAUCACUGGGCAAGGACUCGAACAAUGUUGUGAAACCUCGAAGGGAAAAGACGGAAUCGGACAUUGUGUUCAGAAGGAACUGCCACUAUAACCGGCAAACUGACGUAUCAAACUGUGGGCAGGAAGCGGUACUCGCGCAGGAUCAGGGCCGUUCGAGUGGUGCUAACGAAGGUAGUGGUUCCCGAACUAGUUCCGUUCUUCCGGAUUUGCUCAGUCAAGCCGGACAGCCCACUACCCCGCCUCGCCAUGACAAAUCCACCAGCGAAGAGUACAGACAGGCGAUUGCCGGCGGCACGCCCGCCCCCCACCACCACCACCAUCCCCUUCCCUCCUCGGUGCAGUCCACGCCCUCCAAGUCCUUCGUGGCGGGGGCCUCCCCGCACCCCCACCCGCUGCAGCAUUCCCCCUCUAACUCAUCGGUGGGGUCGCAGCAGCAAUUCCUUCCGUUGCAACAGAAGCAGCGUUCGUUCCUGACGUUCGGCUUCGGCGCCGGCUCGACUGGCAGCGGCACCGGCGGCUCGGGCAACGCGUCGCGCCGCGAGAGCCACGUCAACGUCAACGUCACGCCCACCGGACACGACCUGUCCUCCGACACGCCCGAGAUACGCAAGUACAAGAAGCGCUUCAACUCGGAAAUACUCUGCGCCGCACUCUGGGGAGUGAAUUUGCUUAUUGGAACUGAAAAUGGACUAAUGUUACUUGAUCGGUCCGGUCAAGGAAAAGUGUAUCAACUCAUCUCACGACGCCGCUUCCAACAGAUGGAAGUGUUAGAGGGACAAAACAUUCUUGUGACUGUAUCUGGAAAGAAGAAUAGAGUACGAGUGUACUAUCUUAGUUGGCUUAAGUCUAAAAUCUUGCGUACGGACGGUCUCAGCGAUCAAGUUGAGAGGAGAAACGGCUGGAUCAAUGUCGGAGAGCUGCAAGGCGCAGUACAUUUUAGGAUCGUGAAAUAUGAACGGAUCAAGUUCUUGGUGAUCGCUCUCAAGGAUUCCAUUGAGAUUUACGCAUGGGCACCAAAACCGUAUCACAAGUUUAUGGCAUUUAAAAGUUUUGGUGACUUGCAACACAGACCUUUGCUAGUUGAUCUGACAAUUGAGGAAGGCACAAGACUGAAAGUGAUCUACGGCUCGGCGGAUGGCUUCCACGCCGUUGAUCUUGACACUGCCAGUGUUUACGAUAUUUAUAUCCCUAAGCAUACACAGGGAGCUAUAAUUCCGCAUUGCAUUGUACCACUUCCGAAUUCCAAUGGCGUGCAAUUAUUACUUUGCUAUGAUAAUGAAGGAGUGUAUGUUAACACUAAUGGACGAAUUAGCAAAAAUAUAGUUUUGCAGUGGGGUGAAAUGCCAACUUCAGUGGCGUACAUCGGUACAGGCCAAAUAAUGGGUUGGGGCAAUAAAGCGAUAGAGAUCCGCUCCGUCGAAAGUGGACACCUGGACGGCGUGUUUAUGCACAAAAAAGCACAACGACUUAAAUUUCUUUGCGAACGCAAUGACAAGGUUUUCUUCUCUUCCGCUAAAGGCGGUUCUUCCUGUCAGAUAUAUUUCAUGACGCUGAACAAGCCGGGAAUGGCCAACUGGUAGAGGAUAUGUUGCAAAGCGUCAGCCGCCACACUCUGUGAUGUACCACAGGCCUGACUGAGCGCGCCACCGCCCAGUCAGCACAACAAAACACAUGCGCUUUGGCCAUUCUCAUUUCAAAGACUUGUGAUAAUGACAGAUUUAUAUGUGCUCAAAAGACAAUCCACAAAAUUACAACUGACAUUUGAGGACAUUAUCAUAUGUGGCAUUUUGUACUGAAUAAUGUAAUUUCAAUACACAAGCUACUGAAUAUAUAUUAUUAAGCAAUAACCUAUAGGAUAAAUGUUUUGAUAUUGACAAUUAUUCGUAAGUAAGUUAAUACUGCUUAGUUUUUAUUUUGCAGUUGUUUAUUUCUAAAGGAAAAAUGUAAUUCAAAUCAAUCUAUCGAUACAUAUUAUGCCAUAUUGUUUACUGUUUAAGUUAGUUGGGUGAUGAUUUAAGUAAUUGGUUUUAAUUAUAUGUUUAAUAAGAAAUUUUAACAAAGAUUUCAGCCAUGGCUAACAAAGUAAUUAUUUACUUUCCAAUCAAUAGAUUACAAUUUAGAAGCUGUAAAUUGUUCUACUUGCUAUGGGAAUGUUUUUCUUCACAAAUCGGCACUUAGUCAAGUCACUGUGUAUCAUAAUUCUUACACCAAUACUGCAAUAAUUUUUUAUGAAUGGAUGAAUCCUAAAAUUUGGUACUAUUUAUUAUUUAUUUGUUAUGUACUAUAUUAUUUACAUGUAUAAAGAUGUAACUGUGCAUAUUGAAAAUUAUAUAUUUGAUGACUUUUUAUUUGAAAAUACCUUAGCCCAAUAAAAGAAAUAAUGAAAA
Papilio xuthus (Asian swallowtail) is the source of this 5143-nucleotide messenger RNA. RefSeq names its product serine/threonine-protein kinase msn (gene msn). Gene Ontology annotation, cellular component: cytosol. Gene Ontology annotation, molecular function: ATP binding; protein kinase activity. NCBI's taxonomy places the organism in Eukaryota, Metazoa, Arthropoda, Insecta, Lepidoptera, Papilionidae. Gene Ontology annotation, biological process: protein phosphorylation. The transcript has 22 exons. Bases 212 to 4336 code for a protein of 1374 amino acids. The record is from RefSeq and is a predicted model, not a curated record.